CUGCUCCUUGCAAGUAAAAGAUGUGGCCAGCAGGACCCGGCCAUUCGAGAAGAUGCUAUAGAAUAUCCACCUGCAUCAAAUCAUUCAUUCACAGCAAAUACAGUAUAUUCCCCUGACAUGACCUCCUCCCCUGCCCUGGAUGCUAACCCGUUACCCCUCCUUCAGCUUGAGGAGGUGGACUCCAGUAAAGCCACAGAGAGGGUGAGCUCCCCAGGACUUCUGCCUGCUAUGUACAGCCCUCCUGUGGGCAUGGACAGCCACACCAUCUGCAUUCCCUCUCCAUACACAGACAGUAACCAUGACUAUAACCACGGGCACGGACCUUUGACCUUCUACAGCCCCUCCGUGCUGAGCUACACCAGGUCACCCAUCACUGACAGUCCAUCAUCUCUGUGUCCUCCCCUCAGCCCCUCAGCCUUUUGGCCUUCUCACACUCACCAUAAUGUAAAUGUACCUUCACUUACUCUGCACUGCACUCAGCCUCUAGUUUAUAAUGAACCCAGCCCACAUGCACCCUGGUUGGAUCCCAAAGUUCACAGUAUCAGCCCCAGCAGCUCCAUCAUCAGCUGUAACAAGCUGCUGGGAAAGAAAUCUGAAGGAGCGGAAGGAGUGAAAUCCUCAUCGUGCUCAUCUGCGCUAGGGAAAGCCGACAUGCACUUCUGCGCCGUGUGCCACGACUACGCCUCCGGCUAUCACUACGGUGUGUGGUCCUGCGAGGGCUGCAAGGCUUUUUUCAAGAGAAGCAUCCAAGGACACAAUGAUUACAUUUGCCCUGCCACAAAUCAGUGCACUAUUGACAAGAACCGGCGUAAAAGCUGCCAAGCCUGCCGGCUACGUAAAUGCUAUGAAGUGGGCAUGAUGAAGUGCGGGGUGAGGCGUGAACGUUGUGGCUUUCGUGGUGCUCGACACCGUCGCGGUGGACCCCAGCCUCGGGAUACGACAGGUCAGAGUUUGGUAAGGGUUGGACUGGGUUCUCGGGGUCAACGGCAUCUUCACCUGGGGACACCUGAAGACACCUCUGUCCACACUCACUCAAAUCACACGCAUCACUCAACCAUGAACCCAGAGGAGUUCAUUUCCCGAAUCAUGGAGGCAGAGCCGCCAGAGAUCUACCUCAUGGAGGACCUGAAAAAGCCGUUCACUGAGACCAGCAUAAUGAUGACCCUCACCAACCUGGCAGACAAGGAACUGGUUCUCAUGAUCAGCUGGGCCAAGAAGAUCCCUGGCUUUGUAGAGUUGAGUCUAACAGACCAAAUCCACCUGCUGAAGUGCUGCUGGUUGGAGAUCCUCAUGCUGGGCUUGAUGUGGAGGUCGGUGGAUCAUCCUGGAAAACUAAUCUUCUCUCCAGAUGUCAAACUCAGCAGGGAGGAGGGACAGUGUGUGGAGGGCAUCAUGGAGAUUUUCGACAUGCUGCUGGCAGCCACCUCUCGGUUCCGUGAGCUGAAGCUGCAGAGAGAGGAGUACGUCUGCCUGAAGGCCAUGAUCCUCCUCAACUCCAGUCUGUGCACGAGCUCCCCGCAGACUCCAGAAGAGCUGGAAAGCAGAAACAAACUGCUGCAUCUCCUGGAUUCUGUGAUCGAUGCGCUGGUCUGGGCCAUCUCCAAACUGGGCCUAUCCACCCAGCAGCAGACUCUGCGCCUUGGCCAUCUCACCAUGCUGCUCUCCCACAUCCGGCACGUCAGGGAUCAGCAUGGGCGCUCUGACUGGUCUGCAAUUAUUCCUGGCUGGUUCACUAAUGUUCCUUCCUUGGACCACUUUUGA
Messenger RNA from Pundamilia nyererei, 1761 nucleotides. RefSeq names its product estrogen receptor 2b (gene esr2b). Gene Ontology annotation, molecular function: nuclear estrogen receptor activity; steroid binding; zinc ion binding. The record is from RefSeq and is a predicted model, not a curated record. Gene Ontology annotation, biological process: regulation of DNA-templated transcription; cellular response to estradiol stimulus; estrogen receptor signaling pathway. Gene Ontology annotation, cellular component: nucleus. The transcript has 9 exons. The coding region runs from base 118 to 1761 and encodes 547 amino acids. NCBI's taxonomy places the organism in Eukaryota, Metazoa, Chordata, Actinopteri, Cichliformes, Cichlidae.